Molecule: messenger RNA, 2007 nt
Organism: Cryptococcus wingfieldii CBS 7118
Lineage: Eukaryota; Fungi; Basidiomycota; Tremellomycetes; Tremellales; Cryptococcaceae
Exons: 5
Coding region: 1-2007 (668 amino acids)
Source: RefSeq, a predicted model, not a curated record
AUGGCCAUCAACAAGAGGAAGCGCAGAGCAUCACAGGACACCAGCAUCAAGGUCGUCAUCCCCGCACCGGGCGCGUCGCUACGGGACUCGAAACGCGCAAAGCUGGCGGUGGCUGAAGAAGACGGCGAGGGCGAGGACGAAGACGCAGAGGGCGAGCUCGACGAGGGAGCGUCGGAGGACGCGCACGGCUCGGAUGAAGGACCAGAGGAUGCGCCAGCCGGCACGCCAUUAAGCCAACAAGUACGCCAGGGGCUGAGCAGUGUCAUCGCCGAGAUGGGCAAGACACUGCCAUCGCCUUUGGACAAGGUGCUGACCAUAUGGCUCCCUCCAACAUUUGCAAAGAAGAAGGAGAACACUCUGGGCCAUCUCUUGCAACAGCCUUCGCUGACGUGGGAAACGCUGGUGGACACAAUCCAUCGCUUCUCUGAGAACCUCCUUGUCCCCGUUCAGUAUCCCAACCCAGUCCCAGCAAGAGCCUCAUUCAACAUCCCUCCACCACCCUUACCACAGCGCUACCCGCCUCACGCCAUCUACAGCUUUUGCGCUUCGCUCUAUGAUCUCCUGCUCAACGUGCAACCUGCUGCCAGCGGAGGCAAGUUUGACGCUGAGCGCUGGGCCCUGGUGCAAAAGACGACGCAGGGGGGAGAGUGGUUCAGCGGUGUUGUGGAUGUACAGGAAGCUUCCAAGCUUGUCAGAAGGGAAGGCCACAGCAGUUUGGUAGAUGCUUUGGUAGGAGAGUCUCGAUUGGGUCACACCUCGGUUGUCUCUUUACAUGCCGCCCUGGGAUCUUCCAGUGUCAAGGUGCAGAAGCUCGGCGACUCUGUCAUCCGACGCGCGAGUUUAAAGGUGGACAAGUGGAAGCAGAUGAAAAAGCUGAGAAACGGGUCAUUUGGCAGUAUCGCUACUGGCGUCACGAUUCCGGCGGUUGGCUCCAAAUCGUUUACACCGACUUUUGGGUUUACCUACGAUUCCAGCUCUGCCACCGCGAGCCAAGGCUACUUUUCAACAGCAGAGGCCAUGCACGAACGCGCAAGACACAAUGAAUGGGCCAAGAGGGCCCUUGCCCAUGCCAAAGAGAUUGAGGAAGGCGGCUGGCAGGGAAUCGUCAAGGAGGGUAGUGAGGAAAAGGCGACUGGGGAACUGUCGGUGGAGGAAAUCUUGGCCGAAAAUGGCGAGUUAAUUGAAGAGCUGCAGGCGUGGCAGGAGGUGCGGAUUCACAGGGGUGUGCAGGAACCGACUGAAAGAGAAGAGCUGAUAGCAAACGAGCUGCUGUCUUCUCUUUCUCGUCUGGCUGGCCAUGUGCCUCCUACCGAUUUGGUUCCCACUCUUGCUGGCAAGAUAGGAUGGUCACAUGACGCUGCCAAGCGACAUCUGUCGACCCCAUCACCGUCAAUACGAGGUACUCUUGAUCCCCGACGGCCGCAUGCUCUUCAUGACAAUACCACCAUUCGUCUGAGAACGGGCUCUGCCAAACCGGCUAGUGGGAACGGAGCCAGUGCCGGCCCAAGUGCCAGCAUCUUGACGAAUGGAACACCAACGCCUCCUGUUCAGAGCACACCUUUGCACAAUUCCGCCCCUUCAUAUGCCUUGCCGCCCACCGCCAAGGUCAAUGCCAUGCCACCUCCACUCUCCCCUCAGUACCAGAGUGCCCCGCCUCAUCUCCUCCCUCUCAAUUCCCCUCACAACUUGCCGCCAACGGUUGGGUACCCCCCGAACCGUAGCCCAGCCCCUUACCGACCACCACCACCCCAUACACCCCAGCCGCAAAGAUCACCUUACCCUCAGUACGCAUCGCCGUUACCAACAGCACCGCCGGUGAUGCAUGCGCGAAGCAUACCGCCUCCCAUGCCGAAUAUGCCAAACAUGCCAAACAUGGUCAACUAUAUGCGGCCCGGGCCCGGGCCGAGCAAUCUACGGCAGAGCGUGGGCCAUAUGGCGGGAGGGGCGCCUAUGGGAAUGCCGCCACAUAUGAUGUAUGGACAGCCGCCAAGUAAUGGGUAUAUGUAA